AUGCUCCACCAUGCCGAUCAACGUUGUUCGGCUGUCUCCACUCUUCCCGACGUUCACGGCCCCGCAGGCCAUCCACAAAAGACCACCAAGGCCGAAGUGGGCCCGGCGAUCAAAGUGGCAGGACAACAAAUUCGGGCAGGGGAUGCCGACUCGACCGGCCAUGCAGUUGGGACUUGCGAUACACUCCCCUUCCCGAUUAUCCAAACGUUUGCUGACCUGACUGGCUGGAUCCUGGACGGCGGAUCGACCGCCUUCCUGCGGGGACACGAUGCCGAUGGACACCCGUAA
This is a messenger RNA of Neurospora tetraspora, 288 nucleotides long. RefSeq lists its product as uncharacterized. Lineage: Eukaryota; Fungi; Ascomycota; Sordariomycetes; Sordariales; Sordariaceae. The transcript has 2 exons. The record is from RefSeq and is a predicted model, not a curated record. The coding region runs from base 1 to 288 and encodes 95 amino acids.